AUGGCAGGCUACCACCACGACAUGAAUGUCGUUAACUUUAAUAAAUGGCUAAGAGAAAAGCUUAUACCCAAUUCAAAUGAGCCGAGUGUAUUAGUUAUGGAUAGUGCCAGUUACCAUUCAAUCAUUGUAAAUAAAGCUCCUACAUCACAAAGUCGCAAAAAUGAUAUAAGAGAAUGGCUUACUUUGAAUGAUAUUCCAUUCGAACAAAAUCGCAUAAAAGCAGAGCUGCUAUGUCUUGUAAAACGAAACACACCAGAGCCAGUAUAUGAAGCUGAUGAACUUCUGAAGCAGAAUGGGCAUGAGUUCACAUUGAAAAUAAAUAAUAAAGAAAGGGAUAGAAUAACAGAAGAUAAUUUAGAAAGUUUUAUUAUUCAUGUUGCAGAUAGUGAUUCCAGUGGGUCAAAUGAAUCAUUCCACAUAGAAACCCUAGAUUCAGAUUUCGAUUAUGGUAGUGAAUAA
Molecule: messenger RNA, 459 nt
Organism: Parnassius mnemosyne (clouded apollo)
Lineage: Eukaryota; Metazoa; Arthropoda; Insecta; Lepidoptera; Papilionidae
Source: the annotation of a GenBank genome assembly